Molecule: messenger RNA, 2553 nt
Organism: Anarrhichthys ocellatus (wolf-eel)
Lineage: Eukaryota; Metazoa; Chordata; Actinopteri; Perciformes; Anarhichadidae
Gene: ap1s3b
Product: adaptor related protein complex 1 subunit sigma 3b
Exons: 6
Coding region: 353-823 (156 amino acids)
Biological process (GO): vesicle-mediated transport; intracellular protein transport
Cellular component (GO): membrane coat; AP-1 adaptor complex
Molecular function (GO): clathrin-cargo adaptor activity
Source: RefSeq, a predicted model, not a curated record
ACAACACUUGAGACGCUCACCCUGAUAAAAGUUAAGUCGUAUUUAAAGUUGUAUCAGCUCAUUCACGAAAAGAGCUUUGCACAGAUCACGUGGGACAUAUUUAAAAGGUUGUGACGGGCUGCACCUCUGCAACACAAAUCGACAACAACCAAUCCGGACGGGUGUGAGGGGCGGUGACGCGUCCGGCAGGACGGGCGGAGUUAUAACCAACUUUCACGCCGGACCGGAGUGAGCGACGGAUAGAGAUGUGUUCAGCCGAACCAGCUGACCCUUUGUAAGGGUUAAAGUGCUUCUAUUUUUUCUUUUUUUUUUAUCCUUUGAUAACGUUUAUAGCUCUUGGCGCGGGCUCAACAUGAUCCGCUUCUUGCUCCUCUUCAGUCGCCAGGGGAAGCUGCGUCUGCAGAGGUGGUUCACGCCCAUAUCGGAACGUGAGAAGAAGAAGAUCAUCCGGGACAUGACCACGAUGGUGUUGGCACGGCAGCCGCGCUCCUGCAACUUCCUGCACUGGAAAGACCUGAAGGUUAUUUACAAGAGGUAUGCCAGCUUGUAUUUCUGCUUGGCCAUAGACAACCAGGAGAAUGAGCUGAUAGCCCUGGAGGUUAUCCAACGCUACGUGGAGCUGCUGGACAAAUACUUUGGCAAUGUGUGUGAGCUGGACAUCAUCUUUAACUUUGAGAAGGCCUAUUUUAUCCUGGAUGAGUUUCUAAUUGGAGGGGAAAUACAAGAAACCUCCACGCAAAUAGUGAAUCGCGCCAUUGAAGCCUCCGACAUGUUACAGGAGGAUGACAGCAGUGAGUGGUUUGAGGUGGAGCUGUUUGGAUGACCAUGAAUAUGGACAGAAAGACCAUGGAAGAGUACAUGAGCAAACCUGCAUUUUAACCCGCGGGACACAAAGGAACAGCGGAGAGGGGAAUACAGGAACCAGAUGUGCUGUAUACGAGUCAAAGAAGUUUCUGGAUAUGUGAUUUUCUUUUAUUCUAUUUGAACAUUUUCUAAAGAUGAAACAGGCAUGUGGAAUGUGUUGUUCGCCUUCUGCCUGAAGCUUUGCUGCAUUGUAACUGCCAUUUGAGAGUAAGUCUAAUAUUUGUUCAGUCAGUUGAAGGAAGAGGGAGGGGAGGGGAGGGGUUGUUGUGUUCACAGUGAUUGCUAUCAUCGCAAUGUAAAUGAAGUAGCAGUAGGAUCUGGGAUGUAUUUUUGGUUCAUAAAUUAGUUGAGUUUAUAUUUAAAUCAUGUGUUAAUAUAUUGGAACUGAAUGAUUUUUAUUCCAAAAACACUAAUCUGCAGCUCCAGUUCAUAUUUGGACAGAUUGGAGUGAGACUGGUUAUGAUGACGUCUUAUUGUUUUUAAGCUGUAUAGCUUCUUUAACAUGUGUGGGACCAUUCGUCUUUAAAAGGAGAAGUUGCUGUUGUGGGUGUGAACAUCACGAUUAUUUAUCAUGUGCAAUUCAUGACGUUCUGAUUAAAAUGUGUAUUUUGAUAAAGAGUCUGCCUCACCACAUUUGUGUUUAGUAGAUCAGCUGUGUCAUGUACGGUGUGUGUGUGUGUGUGUGUGUGUGUGUGUGUUUUUUUUUUAAAUAAGGCAACACAACUCUGCAAGAAGGAAAAAUAAUACAGCUGAUGCUUUAUUUCACCUGUGAGUCAUCACACAUUAUUGAACAUGUACAAAAUGGUUUAAAAAUGAGCAUACAUAGCACAAACCACUGGUAGGCCAACAAUACAGAGCUUCAGUAUGAAAGGGUUGGAAGGCAGGUGACGGUCUGAUAUUUAGACUUGGAAAUAAUUGUCCAUUAUACUAACAUUAAAUCCACUUACCCUGAAUAUAUCACGAGUCACAACAACACUCGCUCUCAGCCCAGCACGCUGCCCGAACGAAAAAUCCCCAUAAUGCUCCUAUGCACCCCUCUCAGCACGCUGUCUACUAGUGUUUUAGAGGCCCAGUCAGCAUUAUGCUUCAUUUACAGGUAUAUUCACAUAUGUAAUUGAAUAGUUUGACAUGGAUGAAAAAUAAGCGUUUUUACAUUACUCAGUUGAUUAUAAUUUAAAAUAUAGGCCUGUUUACAAACACAAACCCAAACAAACCUUUAACAACAUCACCAAACUUUAAUAACUUGGAUUUCAUUGUGAUUUGAUAUCGGUUGAUGUACACCAUCAGGCCUAAUUGGCAAUUUGAGAGUGGCAACACGUUGGAAUUAAAGUGUUUUGAGGAUACUCGUUUUCUCGUUUAUGCACGGAGUGCACCUUUUUAAUCUCAUAUGAUAUCAAUAUAUAAUAUAUCUGUAAUGUUCUUGCAGCAAGUAUAGGGACUAUAGUAUAUUUGAAAAAAGAUGUUUUGGAUUUGUGACAUUGCUAUAGUUCAUUUCCGUUAGGGUGAUAUUAGUUAUACCAGCUAUAGUUCAUAUAAUAUACAUUUGUAAACUAGAUCACGCCCACCAAACUUUAAUUUUGAUACAGUAUAAAUAUUCAUUAUUUCGUGCGUCUUGCAGGGCGUCGGGCUACAUCCCGGCCACCUUUUUUUCACGGCGCUCCCCCUCAUUUACGGUCUGUGGAGCCGAGG